AUGGAUACCACCCGCAAUGACUUCCACCACGCACACUCUGGAAGGGGUGGCGACGAGGAACAGAUGUCCAAGAAGGGGUACCAAGUCGUCGACAGACCUCCGGUGACGGACCAUGACAUUCACGACGAAUAUCUCAAGCAUCCCCCAAACAAUCAGCCAACGGAGCUCAUGACCAACCGGGGGACUCGCGGCCAGAAGGAGGGGGGACGCGACGAACUGGACCCGAAACGAGAGGGUGUGCUAGGUGACGAGCCAACGAGCAGAAUUACGAUGGAGACAGCGUUGGAAGAGACGACGACAGAGCACUCCGUUCACCCGUGA
This is a messenger RNA of Fibroporia radiculosa, 321 nucleotides long. RefSeq lists its product as uncharacterized. NCBI's taxonomy places the organism in Eukaryota, Fungi, Basidiomycota, Agaricomycetes, Polyporales, Fibroporiaceae. The record is from RefSeq and is a predicted model, not a curated record. The transcript has 2 exons. Bases 1 to 321 code for a protein of 106 amino acids.